AUAAAUAAUUUGUGGAGUCAGUGAGUGACAGCAGUACGAGCUCAUACGAAGUUACUUUAUUUCUUUAUGGUUGAGUAACAGGUAUUCCUGCCUCACUCUCUUCACCAUGAAGCCUAUAAUGCUUCAAGGCCAUGAGCGUUCGAUAACGCAAAUCAAGUUUAACCGAGAAGGGGACCUGCUCUUCUCGGCAUCAAAAGACCCCAAACCAAAUGUCUGGUAUUCUAUCAAUGGUGAACGUUUGGGCACCUAUGAUGGCCACUCAGGUGCAGUGUGGUCCAUUGAUGUCAAAUGGGACAGUACAUUGUUUGUGACAGGUUCAGCAGAUCAAACUAUGAGAAUAUGGGAUGUUGAAACAGGCUCCAGCUUGUCAAACUUAGAGAUGAAGACUUCUGUCCGUGGUGUGAGUUUCUCAUACUCUGGCACCAUGAUUGCAUACACUACCGACAAAAUGAUGGGUCACAAUUCAGAGCUUGAUAUUAUUGAUGUUCGGGAACCCAAUGACAUUGAUGCAACGCCAAUAAUGAAGACGCAGGUGACUCCUAACUAUGCCAAGGCAUUGUCAGUUCUCUGGGGACCUUUGGAUGAGUAUGUAGUGACUGGCCAUGAGGACGGGUGCAUCAUCAAGUGGGACAUGCGCACUGGUAAAAAGGUAAGUCUAAGAAGGCAAAUGACUAGAAAACUUGAGGGAGAUGGACAAGAAUGCACUCUUUUAAAAAAAAUUUCUUUAAAAAUUUUUGGCCUUUUGAUCUUGAUACAGGUUCAAGGAUUGAAAUAUUUUUAAUGAAGUCCAAAGUUA
Messenger RNA from Cherax quadricarinatus, 796 nucleotides. Lineage: Eukaryota; Metazoa; Arthropoda; Malacostraca; Decapoda; Parastacidae. The record is from RefSeq and is a predicted model, not a curated record.